AUGGUGAAGUUAAACAAAGUUCAGCAAGAAGCAAGGCAUUACAGAUGUCAAUCGGCAGGUGAAGGUCAAUUUGAGGUCUUAGAUAAAUUUGAAAAUAGAUUUGUGGUUAAUCUGAAAGAUUACAGAUAUGAUUGUAGAGUUUGGGAAACCACUGGUGUGCCUUGUCUCCAUACUACAGCUUCUAUAUCAUACAUAAGGGGAGAGUUGGUCAACUACUGUGAUCCAUAUUUUACUAUUGAAAAAUACAUGGAUACAUACAAAGAGAUGUUCCAUCCACUUCCAAAUCUGGCAGGGUUGAAGGAUGAUGCUCCUAAUGAGAGAGUAUUACCACCAAAUUUGAAGAGGUUACCAGGUAGACCUCACAAACUCAGGAAAAGAAAAUCAGAUGAAGCACUUCCUUCAGAGUUUAGGAAGAGAUCAUCAUCAAUUAGGUGUGACAUCUGCAAGAAGGAAGGACACAAUAGGAGGACAUGCCCGGGGGUUGGAGAUGCUGAGCAAGAUGGAUGUAUUAGUAAAAAGAAGAGUAUGAAG
Molecule: messenger RNA, 531 nt
Organism: Macadamia integrifolia
Lineage: Eukaryota; Viridiplantae; Streptophyta; Magnoliopsida; Proteales; Proteaceae
Exons: 1
Molecular function (GO): zinc ion binding; nucleic acid binding
Source: RefSeq, a predicted model, not a curated record